Messenger RNA from Elgaria multicarinata webbii, 7256 nucleotides. RefSeq names its product chromodomain helicase DNA binding protein 3 (gene CHD3). Gene Ontology annotation, cellular component: nucleus; chromatin. Gene Ontology annotation, molecular function: ATP-dependent chromatin remodeler activity; ATP hydrolysis activity; histone binding. Gene Ontology annotation, biological process: chromatin remodeling; negative regulation of transcription by RNA polymerase II. Lineage: Eukaryota; Metazoa; Chordata; Lepidosauria; Squamata; Anguidae. Bases 261 to 6359 code for a protein of 2032 amino acids. The record is from RefSeq and is a predicted model, not a curated record. The transcript has 40 exons.
UCAGAAUUUAAAUAUAUCUUUACUCCCCCCUUAUUAUUUUUUCUGAAAAAGGGGGUUGAGGAAACAUUUCAAGGAAGGAGAAAGUUUUAAAGAAGGAGAGUUCUUUUAAUUUAUGGGACUUUCCCCCUUUUUUUUUCCUGAGGUGAUUUGAAGGGGGGGAGAGCUUUGUGUGUGUGUGAGAGAGAGAGAGAGAGGGAAGGGGGGUUGCCCCCCCUUCUGCUUUUCUCUGUGUUCCCCCACCCCCCUCCUCCAGCACCACCAUGGCUUCCCCUCUGAGGGAGGACGAGGAAGAGGAGGAGGAGAUGGUGGUGUCUGAGGUGGAGGGGGAUGAAGACGAAGAGGAGGAAGAGGAGGAGGAAGAAGGAGCAGGGGACAACAGCCCAGGCGACAUAUUCCCGCCUGCUGUUCUGGCUGAGGCUGCUCCACUGACACCAACAGCAUCCACGCCAGCAGCAGCUGAAGGGACUGAGGCGCCUCCAGACGAAGAGGAGGAGUUGCGGAACUUGGAGAGUCCUCUUGUUGUCAAGAAGAAGAAACGAGGGCCCAAAAAGCAGAAGGAGAACAAGCCAGGGAAACCCAGGAAGCGCAAAAAAUUAGUCAGCGAGGAUGAGUUUGAGUCAGACCGAGAGGAGUAUCGGGCCAAGUCAGAGAGCGGUGGCAGCGAUUAUGGGGGCGUGGGGAAGAAAAAGCGAAGAAAGCAUCGGGAGAAGAAAGAGAAGAAGACAAAACGGCGGAAAAAGUCAGAAGAAGAUGGAGUGCAAAAGCCAAAGGUGGAGCAGAAAUCCUCUGCUCAACUGCUCAUGACUUGGGGGCUGGAGGAUGUAGAUCAUGUCUUCACCGAAGAGGACUAUCACACCCUGACGAAUUACAAAGCUUUCAGCCAAUUCAUGAGGCCGCUAAUUGCCAAAAAGAACCCCAAGAUUCCGAUGUCCAAAAUGAUGACGAUCAUGGGAGCCAAGUGGCGGGAGUUCAGUGCCAACAACCCCUUCAAAGGGUCGACAGCAGCGGUGGCCGCCGCCGCCGCCGCCGCUGCCGCCGCCGUAGCGGAGCAGGUGUCGGCUGCAGUGUCGGCCGUGACCGCCUCACCUGAGCCACAAGGAGCACCACCUCUGCUGCCGCCUCCUCCGCCUCUUCCACUCCGCAAAGCCAAAACCAAAGAAGGCAAAGGCCCAGGCCACAAGAAGCGGAGCAAGAGCCCGCGCGUCCCAGAGAUGAAGAGGAAGAUGAAGGGGAAGAAGAUGGCACCGCUGAAGAUCAAGCUGGGAAUGAUCGGGGGCAAGCGCAAGAAGAGCAGCUCCCAUUUGUUUCAGAGUGACGAGGUGGGAGAGCCUGAAGAGGAAUCUGACCUCGACAACUCCAGUGUCCACAGUUCCUCCGUGCGCUCGGACAGUUCUGGGAGGGUCAAGAAACUCAAGCGGGGCAGGCCUGGCCGGAAGAAGAAAAAAGUUGCUGGUGAAGAAGAGGCGGACGGCUACGAGACAGACCACCAAGACUACUGUGAGGUGUGUCAGCAGGGCGGGGAGAUCAUCCUCUGCGACUCAUGUCCCAGAGCUUAUCACCUGGUGUGCCUGGAUCCGGAGCUAGACAAGGCCCCCGAGGGCAAGUGGAGCUGCCCCCACUGUGAAAAAGAAGGGGUGCAGUGGGAGCCGAAGGAGGAGGAGGAAGAGGAGUUCGGAGGGGAGCUGGACGAUGGCGAGAAGGAGGAGGAGGACGACCACAUGGAGUACUGCCGCGUCUGUAAGGAUGGUGGCGAGCUCUUGUGCUGUGACGCCUGCAUCUCCUCCUACCACAUCCAUUGCCUCAACCCGCCACUCCCCGAGAUCCCCAACGGGGAAUGGUUGUGUCCCCGCUGCACGUGUCCCAUGCUAAAGGGCCGUGUGCAGAAAAUUCUCCACUGGCGAUGGGGGGAGCCUCCGACACCGGUUGCUGUCCCCCCUCCUCCUGACGGCAACCCAGAGGACCCUCCGCCGAAAUCUCUGCAGGGGCGUUCGGAGCGCGAAUUCUUUGUCAAAUGGGUCGGCCUGUCCUAUUGGCACUGCUCCUGGAUCAAGGAAUUACAGCUUGAGAUCUUCCACCUGGUGAUGUACAGGAAUUACCAACGCAAGAAUGACAUGGACGAGCCCCCGCCCCUUGAUUAUGGCUCUGGCGAAGAUGAUGGCAAAAGUGAGAAGAGGAAGAACAAGGAUCCUCUGUAUGCUGAGAUGGAGGAGAAAUUCUACCGCUAUGGCAUCAAGCCUGACUGGAUGAACAUCCAUCGCGUUAUAAACCACAGCAUUGACAAAAAGGGCAAUUACCACUACCUGGUUAAAUGGCGUGACCUUUCCUAUGACCAGUCCACGUGGGAGGAGGAUGAGAUGUCAAUUCCCGACUACGAAUAUUCCAAACAGGCCUAUUGGCUGCAUAGAGAGCUGAUUAUGGGUGAAGAUCCUGCCCAGCCCAGGAAGUAUAAGAAGAAGAAAAAGGAACUGACAUCGGAGGAUCCGCCAAACUCUCCCACCAAUGACCCGACAGUGAAAUACGAAAGCCAGCCGCGCUUCAUCACCUCGACGGGAGGCACGCUGCACAUGUAUCAGCUGGAAGGCCUCAACUGGCUGCGGUUCUCCUGGGCCCAGAGCACAGACACCAUCCUGGCAGACGAGAUGGGUCUCGGCAAGACCAUCCAAACCAUUGUCUUUUUGUACUCGCUCUACCGGGAGGGCCACACCAAGGGACCUUUCCUGGUCAGCGCCCCGCUGUCCACCAUCAUCAACUGGGAGCGAGAAUUUCAGAUGUGGGCGCCCAAUUUCUACGUGGUGACCUACACAGGGGACAAGGACAGCCGCUCCAUCAUCCGCGAGAACGAGUUUUCCUUUGAGGACAAUGCCAUUAAGGGCGGAAAGAAGGCCUUCAAAAUGAAGGCAAAAGCUCAGGUGAAGUUCCACGUCCUCCUUACCUCCUAUGAGCUGGUCACCAUUGACCAGGCUGCCUUGGCGUCCAUCCGGUGGGCCUGUCUCGUCGUGGAUGAAGCUCACCGGCUCAAAAACAACCAGUCCAAGUUCUUCAGGGUGUUAAACGGUUAUAAGAUUGACCACAAGCUGCUUCUCACUGGGACCCCCUUGCAAAACAAUCUGGAGGAGCUGUUCCACCUGCUGAAUUUCCUCACUCCUGAGAGAUUCAACAACCUGGAAGGCUUCCUGGAGGAGUUUGCUGACAUUUCCAAGGAGGACCAGAUCAAAAAGCUCCAUGACCUCCUGGGUCCCCAUAUGUUGCGCCGCCUCAAGGCCGAUGUCUUCAAGAACAUGCCGGCCAAGACGGAGCUCAUUGUCCGGGUGGAGCUCAGCCCCAUGCAGAAGAAAUACUAUAAAUACAUCUUGACCCGCAACUUUGAAGCUUUGAACUCGCGUGGCGGUGGGAACCAGGUGUCCUUACUCAACAUCAUGAUGGACCUGAAGAAAUGCUGUAACCACCCUUACCUCUUCCCGGUUGCUGCAAUGGAAUCCCCCAAGCUGCCAAGUGGUGCCUACGAAGGAGGUGCUCUCAUCAAGUCCUCUGGCAAACUAAUGCUGUUACAGAAGAUGCUGAGGAAGCUGAAAGAGCAGGGUCACAGAGUGCUCAUCUUCUCCCAGAUGACAAAAAUGCUGGACCUUCUCGAGGAUUUCCUUGACUAUGAAGGCUACAAGUACGAACGCAUUGAUGGGGGCAUUACAGGAGCCCUGCGGCAAGAGGCCAUCGAUCGGUUUAAUGCUCCCGGGGCCCAGCAGUUCUGCUUCCUGCUCUCCACACGGGCAGGUGGGCUGGGUAUCAACUUGGCCACCGCAGACACCGUGAUCAUCUUUGAUUCGGACUGGAACCCGCACAAUGACAUUCAGGCCUUCAGCAGAGCGCAUCGCAUUGGCCAAGCGAACAAGGUGAUGAUCUACCGCUUCGUGACACGGGCCUCGGUGGAGGAACGGAUUACGCAGGUGGCGAAGCGGAAGAUGAUGCUGACUCACCUGGUGGUCCGCCCAGGCCUGGGCUCCAAGUCGGGCAGCAUGUCCAAGCAGGAAUUGGACGAUAUCCUCAAGUUCGGCACGGAGGAGCUGUUCAAGGAUGAAAAUGAAGGCGAGAACAAAGAGGAGGACAGCAGCGUCAUCCACUACGACAACGAAGCCAUCGCGCGGCUGCUGGACCGUAACCAGGACGCCACCGAUGACGCGGACGUCCAGAAUAUGAACGAGUACCUCAGCUCCUUCAAAGUGGCGCAGUACGUGGUUCGGGAAGAGGACAAGAUUGAGGAGAUUGAGCGGGAGAUCAUCAAGCAGGAGGAGAACGUGGACCCCGACUACUGGGAGAAGCUCUUGCGGCACCACUACGAGCAGCAGCAGGAGGACCUGGCCCGCAACCUGGGCAAAGGGAAGCGGGUGCGCAAGCAGGUCAACUACAACGACGCGGCCCAGGAGGACCAAGAUAAUCAGUCCGAGUACUCAGUGGGCUCUGAAGAGGAGGACGAAGACUUUGAUGAGAGGCCGGAAGGUCGCCGGCAAUCCAGACGGCAGCUUCGGAAUGAGAAGGACAAGCCUCUCCCGCCACUCCUGGCACGGGUCGGUGGGAACAUUGAGGUGCUGGGGUUCAACACCCGCCAACGCAAGGCCUUCCUGAAUGCUGUGAUGCGCUGGGGCAUGCCUCCACAAGACGCCUUCACCUCCCAGUGGCUGGUCCGGGAUUUGCGGGGCAAGACGGAGAAAGAAUUUAAGGCGUACGUCUCUCUGUUCAUGAGACACCUGUGCGAGCCUGGGGCUGACGGCUCAGAGACGUUUGCCGAUGGGGUGCCGAGGGAGGGCCUCUCAAGGCAGCAGGUCCUGACGCGGAUAGGGGUCAUGUCUCUGGUAAAGAAAAAGGUGCAAGAGUUUGAACAUAUCAACGGCCGCUGGAGCAUGCCUGAAUUGAUGCCUGACCCCAGCGCCGACUCCAAAAAGUCUUCCAGGGCGUCGUCCCCCACAAUCAAAACUUCUACCACCACUCCAGACCCCAGCUGCACCAAUACUCCUUGCACCUCCAAGCCAGCUACCCCGGCUCCGAGUGACAAAGGGGACGGGGGGAUCCUGGCAGAAAAGGAGGAUCCAGAGGCCAAAGACGAGAAGCUGGAGAAGGAAGCCAAAGGUUGCGAGAAAAUGGAGACCGAGCCUCCAGCCCCAGAGCAGCCCACCACAUUCUCAGGGGAAAAAGCAGAGCCGGAGUCAUCCAAGAAGCCUGAGGAAGAGGGCCCGAUGGCACUGGGAGAGAAAGAGCCAGAAGCAGAGCCUGCAGUCAAGGAAGAGAAAGAGAAAUUGGUUCCAGAUGCAGAUCCAGAGAAACCCGUGGCUGAUGAGAAACCCACAGAGAAUGAUGAGAGUAGGGAGAAGCCUGAGGCGGAGAUUCAGGAGGCGAAGAAAGAAGAGGCGAAAGCCGAGAGGGAGGCGGGGAAGGAGCCCAGAGCCAGCAGCGUCAAAGACGAGAACCGGAACAACGGCAAGAAGGAGGACAAGUCUGAGAAGCCCCGGUUCAUGUUCAACAUUGCUGACGGGGGCUUCACGGAACUCCACACCUUGUGGCAGAACGAGGAGCGAGCUGCAAUCUCCUCCAGUAAGCUUAAUGAGAUCUGGCACCGCCGCCAUGAUUACUGGCUCCUGGCUGGCAUCGUCCUACACGGCUACGCGCGCUGGCAGGAUAUCCAGAAUGACAACCAGUUUGCCAUCAUCAAUGAGCCUUUUAAGUCUGAAGCCAACAAGGGCAACUUCUUGGAGAUGAAGAACAAGUUCCUGGCCAGAAGGUUCAAGCUCCUCGAGCAAGCCCUGGUGAUUGAGGAGCAGCUGCGCAGGGCUGCCUACCUGAACAUGACGCAGGACCCCAGCCACCCGGCCAUGGCCCUCAACACCCGCUUUGCCGAGGUGGAGUGUCUGGCCGAGAGCCACCAGCACUUGUCCAAGGAGUCUUUGGCUGGCAACAAGCCUGCCAACGCCGUCCUACACAAGGUGCUGAACCAGCUGGAGGAGCUUCUGAGCGACAUGAAGGCGGAUGUGACACGCCUCCCGGCCACGCUUUCCCGCAUCCCUCCAAUUGCUGCCCGCCUCCAGAUGUCUGAACGCAGCAUCCUCAGCCGCUUGGCGAGCAAAGGGAAUGAGACUCAGACUGCCCCGGCCUUCCCCCCUGGGCCCUAUGCCACCCCUCCUACCUUUGGGGGCUCCUUUGCUGCCACCGCUGGCGGGACGCUGCCCACCGUGGGCGCCAACUACAGCCAAAUGCCAACCGGCUCCUUCAUCACAGCCAAUGGCCCCCCUGUGAUUGUGAAGAAGGAGAAGGAAGGGGAGAGCCUGGAGAAGAAAGAGGCGAAAAGCGGGGAGGUGAUUUGCAUAGACGACUAAGGGGGGUGCACCUGGGCUAGCUUGCCCAGCUGGUCACUUCUGGACAGGUCCUGCCUCUGGCAGAAGGGACGCACGGCCCUCAAGCCUCUCCUCUUUUUAUUUUCCGAUCACGUCGAUGGGGGCAGGGUGUAGGGAGGGGGUGUGAAUAACGCCCACCUCAGCACUCCCCUGCCUUUGAUUGAGCUGCUGUUCCCAAGCCCCUCCCUUUCUCCUGGGAUUCGGGAGGCAGAUCUCUAAAUCAGUCGGCUUUGAACAACAGAGAGUUGUUUGGGAGCCCGGACACCCCCUGGAUUCUGCUCCUGGCUUGAGGCUAUAGUGGCAGGAGGAGCAGGAGGGGAAUUAGAACCCCAGGCUUCCAGGGCUCCAUCUUCAGAGUGCCCUGCCUGUGACAGGGGAGGGGGCGCGGCCUGCCUUGUGGCAGUGGCCCCCAGCAGUGUUGAAUCUUUGAGAAGCACUGCAAAGUGACUCUAUAAAUAUGAAUAUAUAUAUAAUGUAUACACACUCAUCCUGUAUGCUUAACCCCCUUCCCACUUGUGCUUGAACCCCCUGCGGGGCAAUAAAGGGGCAGACUGGGGAGGGGGGGCACACUCCCUAGCCAUGUUCUGUUCUGAGAACGCAUUGGGGUGGGGAGCAACCCCCCCCCCACCUUCCUGUAUCUGGAAAACAGGGAGCUGGACUUGGGAGGCGUGCCCUCCCAGGAGUGUCCCCUGCGCUGUGGGGGUGGUGGGGCUGUCUCUCCCUUCUUGCUACCCUCAUCCUUGAAAGCAAGUCUGUCUGGGGGGUGGGGUAGGCGCAACGGCAGGGCCAAGCUGCACUCCUGGAUUUGUUGCCGAAUCUCAAGUCACUUCUUGUUUAAACCUUGCAGAAUAAAGGCACUGUUUCCUUGGCUACAUAACC